Plodia interpunctella (Indianmeal moth) is the source of this 1351-nucleotide messenger RNA. RefSeq lists its product as uncharacterized. NCBI's taxonomy places the organism in Eukaryota, Metazoa, Arthropoda, Insecta, Lepidoptera, Pyralidae. The record is from RefSeq and is a predicted model, not a curated record. The transcript has 5 exons. Bases 129 to 965 code for a protein of 278 amino acids.
UACAAGACGCGCGUUGCUGGUGAAAAAUUAAUACAAAUCAUAGUGCUAUUCAAUUUAUUUCAUGUACUGUAGUAAAGAAAUGUGUGUGAUUAAGCUAUUCAUAUUGUUUUAGUGUUUUUAAUUUAAACAUGGAUUCAAAUUAUGUUUCCCCAUUGUGGUUGAAACAACUAUUACAAGAAUGUGAAAAUGAAUUCGCAGAUCAAACGUGGCCCAUCAAGUUACUGGGGAAGGAAGGGCGGAAGGCCGUGUGGGCCGUGAGCACGAUCCUCGGAGCCAACUCCAAGGGCAUCCCAGCGCAGGCCUGCCGUCUCCUGGAGCGGUACCUGGCGGUGCGGUGUCAGGAAGCUGGCCCCCUACUUACUAACUUAGAAGAACGCGAGCGUUUCAAGCAAAUGCUAUCGUCCCAGCUGACGGUAAUAAUAGCGGCGUGCGUACAACUGGCGUCGAAAAUGUCAUGCGCGGCCACCGCGCUCAGCCCGAAGGUCCUGCAGUUCUGUCUCCUGCGCAGGGGCAUCCUCUGCACUGUCAAGGACAUCAACCGGACUGAGUUACAAGUAUUUGAUAAAUUAGGUUGUAAAAUCCCGUUGUUCACGAGCGUGGACUGCGCGGAGCUGCUGGCGGUGGAAGUAGGGUUGCCGUUGUGUAUCCUAAGGGACAUCGGUCUACUUGUGAACAUCGCCGAGUACCACCGCGAUCUACUCGACCAGAUAGUCAAGGACACGGUCAAGUUGCCGGCUUCCACCAUGUUCAAUUACACAUCGCUCCGCACGCUGCAUCUGGCAGCGGGCGCGGUGGCGGCCGGCGCGCGUCACUUCGGUCACGCGACCGUCAAGCCGGUGUCGAAACUCGCUAAGCUCACCCGCGCUCCGGUGGUCUACAUUAAGUGCAUAGCCUCGGUCCUCCUCAACGACAUCCUACGACAGGACUCAGACGAACCCGUGCCUUGCAAGAAGAGAAAGGUUUAAAGUAACUAUCUGAUUUAUCGUCUUGUGCCGUGCUAUAGGCCAGUAGUGAAUUGAAAUACUUUAUUCGGUUUUCCUUGAGGUUUCAGCGCACGGAAAAGCCAGCAUUUUUUCACAUUUAAACUAGCAUCUUUGGUGAUCGAUUCACCAUAAUUAUUUUGGUCAAUUGUGUAGUCGGGUACUAGAUAUGACAAAAGAUAUCAUACCAUACUGUAACAAGGUCAUAAUAUGAAAAAGUUAGUGAUAUAAUUUCAUAUAAAUGUAAUGAAGUCUGUCCACCCCAAGAAAAAUUAUAUUCUAAUACCGAACUGGUGGUUCGGUGAUAAUGAGGCCAUUUUGAUUAUUAUUUUUAAAUCAGUCUAAAUUACACUUAAGAUGUAAUUAAUGUU